CGUGUCUCCUCCCUCUCUCUAAAGUUUAUCUCAAUCAAAGUUUAUCUAACAUUACAGGCAGUAUGAGCAUGCUCCUUCAAAUAUCCACCGUGCGAUUUCCUGAAAUUUCACGUCACAAAGCUGAUGAAAUCGAACGUACAGAAUCUGCAGAGGACAGAUCCCAGUAAAGCACGAAACUGUAUACGAUAACUAUUUGUAUUUUAUCGGUGAAAUCUCUUUGCAGUUCUGCGUGCAGCACCUACUGCACGUUUCUGUUUCUUCUUUGCAGUGAGUGCCUCCUCGGUCCAAGUCUACAUCAUGAGUCCUUGUCUCGCAGACCUUUGUUUAUCUCUCUUUCUCUGUCUCUGCACUCAUCAGUAAACACUAGUUACUCUUUAAUUCUUCUGUUUUUUGAUGGGCUUUUAAUUCUUUUUGAGGAAUUGUUUUGUUUUAGAGGAGUUGCAGGGGUCACCGAAUCCAACACCCACGUCUUUAAAUCUUCUCAUUUCAUCUCAAAUUGUGCAAAGACGUCACCUUUGAGUCCUUUGAUGCUCUGAAUUCAAUUUUCUCUUUCUGGGUAUUUGAAAUGUCGGCUCUAGAAAUGUCCCGCAUCGAUUUAGAGCAAGGAACCCACCGCCGUUCCCUCGCCGGAAGUGACGCCAGCGUUACCGCCAAUGGAAGUCACUGUUUUCCCGAUGCAGAGGAGGGUUCUUGCUACUCGCAGUUCUAUUCGACCACUGGUGGGUCCUACGAUGAGUACAGCUUUGCUUGUGUUGAUCCGGAGAUUGGUGGGUGCAUGUCGGAAUCUAGAAGGGCCUCCUCGGUGUCGGAUUGUUCGGUGGAGGUGGGGGUUGAGGGUGGGCCCCCUGAAAUGAAGGUGCAUUUGGCUAAGGUGGAGAGAGACUGUAGAAUUUGCCAUUUGGGUUUGGAAAGUAACAGUCAUGAAUCUGGUGUUCCCAUUGAACUGGGUUGUUCAUGUAAGGAUGAUUUGGCUGCUGCUCAUAAACGAUGUGCAGAGGCUUGGUUCAAGAUCAAAGGAAACAAGACCUGCGAAAUUUGCCAUUCUAUCGCACGAAACGUCACGUUAGGAAGUGACAAUGCAUCAAUAGAGCAGUUGAACGAGUCCAACAAUGCCACUGCCACAGCCACAGCCACAGCCACAGCCGUCUCAGCAUCAGUGCCGCAUACAGAAUCUCGAAGUUUUUGGCAUGGCCACCGUUUCUUGAACUUUCUGCUUGCAUGUAUGGUAUUUGCAUUUGUCAUAUCAUGGCUCUUCCACUUCAAUGUGCCAUCGUCUUAGUACGCAAACACGAUAUACUCAAGAAUAGAACGGAAAAUUCUAUAGAUGAACCUGCACAAUUUUGUUGUUAUGAUGAUGAGCAACAGGAUAUGGAGAGAGCCUUGGGAUUUAAUCUGUAUUUAUGCCAGUAUAGCUCUGGACUUCUCCAUCAUACGUGUGGAGAAUUUAUUGUAUCUAUAUAUAGAUCUCUCUGAUGAGAGUUGUCCAGGUUUUGUGUUCCGGGAUAUAUAAUUCCGAUAUUUGGUGAAACACUGCUUGAAUGUCAAUCAUUUUGUUUUUGAGAAACUGUAUUGGAUAUGACGAAUUCAGAGGAGGA
Messenger RNA from Tripterygium wilfordii, 1595 nucleotides. RefSeq lists its product as uncharacterized. The record is from RefSeq and is a predicted model, not a curated record. Lineage: Eukaryota; Viridiplantae; Streptophyta; Magnoliopsida; Celastrales; Celastraceae. The transcript is spliced from 3 exons. The coding region runs from base 566 to 1279 and encodes 237 amino acids. Gene Ontology annotation, molecular function: zinc ion binding.